Molecule: messenger RNA, 1350 nt
Organism: Venturia canescens
Lineage: Eukaryota; Metazoa; Arthropoda; Insecta; Hymenoptera; Ichneumonidae
Product: sentrin-specific protease 1-like
Exons: 1
Coding region: 173-1084 (303 amino acids)
Biological process (GO): proteolysis; protein desumoylation
Cellular component (GO): nucleus
Molecular function (GO): deSUMOylase activity
Source: RefSeq, a predicted model, not a curated record
GAAGUCAAGUCGGCAAAGGAUUGAGCAGUUCGUUCAAAAAUUCAAAAAAUUGGAACGAAUUGGCGAGGAAUUUAACGUCCCUGAAGUCCUCUCACCGAUUCACGAUUCACCCGACGGAGCGUUCAAAUUGCCGAUGCCAACGGAAGAGUGGACAUGAAGAAAAAGGGAGGACAUGAAACAAGAACGAGAGAGAUAUAGAAAAGAAAUAGAGAAAAAUGGGAAGCAAUGGACAGAUUGGAAGAUAGGAGAGUUUCAUUGGGAACACGAGGGAAAGGAAAACGAAAGGCUAAACGAUAAUGAAGACAAAAAACGAAGAAGGAAAAGGGAAGAUGACAGCAUUAAGAAGGAAGAAAACCUCAAGAAAAUUAAGAGAGAAGCAAACAAUAGAAAAAACGAAAACAUCGAGCUAAAGGAAAAAGGAACGAACAUCAAGAAAGAAGAAGUGAACGUAGAAACAAGGCAGACGGAGAACAUAGAGUUAAAGAAGGAGGAUUCAAACAAGAACAAAAUUCAAAAGGGAAAUAAGGGUCGGAAGGUUCGAGAGGAAGAUUUGAAUACUUUAGAAGGAAGAAGAUGGCUGAACGAUGAAGUUAUUAACGGGUACUUGGAGCUCAUCGUGGAAAAAUAUGAAAAAACCUUCGCGUUCAGUACUUUUUUCUUUUCGAGAUUGCUUUCGGGGGGAUUCUCGGCGGUCCAAAGAUGGACGAGAAAGUUUAAUAUUUUCGAGUUCGAUCUCGUUCUCAUUCCCUUGCAUUUGGGAGCACAUUGGUGUCUCGCCACAAUUGACUUGAAAAACCGUAAAGUCAACUAUUUUGAUAGUUUGAUGGGGAACAAUAAAGAAUAUCCGACUCUAAUUUUCGAGUAUUUAAUGAUGGAAGCGGCAAGUAAAAAACAGACCUCCUUUGAUUCAAGUAAAUGGUCGAUUGUUAUAAAAAGGGAUAUCCCCAAGCAGCUCAACAAUUUUGGCUGUGGGGUUUUUGUGUGCUCUUUCGCCGAAUAUGAGGCUGCGGGGCGUGAGAUCGAUUUCGACCAGAGCAGUAUGGCGGAGAAACGCCAAUUCAUAAAAAAUUGUCAAUAUCGAUAAAUCCCACUAGCGACGCGACACAUUGCUGAACAAUUGUAACACUGAAAAACUAUGCAAUCUGAUUUCAUAAAGUGUCGGUAAAAGCGGGUACAGGUAGAGCAAUAAUAAAACAACGAACGAAUAUGAAUCUCUCACAUUUUUCUUUCAAAAGAUAAAUACACACAUAUUGUUUGCGAAUUCUUUUAUUUAUUGUGCUAUUAACGUUGUACGACAUUUGCAAGUUAAUUUGAAUAAACCAUUUGUGAUUUCAUGUGACACGCACUCAA